This is a messenger RNA of Bipolaris victoriae FI3, 780 nucleotides long. RefSeq lists its product as hypothetical. The record is from RefSeq and is a predicted model, not a curated record. The annotation marks the transcript as partial. The transcript has 3 exons. Lineage: Eukaryota; Fungi; Ascomycota; Dothideomycetes; Pleosporales; Pleosporaceae.
AUGGUCACAAUUAUCUGGUACAGUUCACGAUGUUCCAGGCGCGGGUUGCUGCUUUUUUUCCGCUAUGCCGUCUGUUCAGUGCAGGCGCGGAGAGAUUUGGGAGUUGCAGGCCGGUUUCCAAAAUUCAAACCUAGAAGCAACGUUAGAUGGUGCAAAAGAGCCUUGGAGCUGCGACCAUUUGCCCACGACCAGAAUGACGUUCGGAGGUCGCAGCGGCAUGAAAGAUCAUCUGGUGACCCCCUACCAGAAACACCAUCUUGUGUAAGUCAUCUUGCCGGCAUUCCAGACCGUAACAUUGAUAAACUCAAGAAUAUACGACGCCGUAGAGGUGAUGAGCGCUCGAAGGCCAGUAUCCAAAGCAACACAGCCUCAGUUCCUCGUCACCAGCCAUAUGGUCGACAUAGAAUCAGAACGAAACUGCGGCAGUUAGUUCCAGCUAGUUCGGCGCCAAACUCCUCGGUCUUGGAGAAUCAGCAGCAAGAGUAUGAACGCCAGAUACUGCUUAGCAGUCGCUCUAAGAGAACCGCAAGUCGGGUUGAUGGUGCCUUUGCUUUUUUAGCGCAAACUCCUUUGCCUUGUAGUGCUGGCCAGCCGUCCUCGAGCCAUCAUCAGAGCUACAUGUUACCAAUGGAUCCAGGACGAAGACACCCGUUUCAGCAACAUGAUGUGUCUUACGGGAACAUGCCCGCUGGAAGUGGAGAUAGUAGGCUGUCACAACCACGUGCUGUUACAGGGUUCAAUGUGGCUCCAGCACCACCGCCGGCCAGCUUUUCACAGCCG